GGCGGCGGCGGCGGCGCGGUCCCGCUGCCGCUAUGAACGAGGCGGUGGUGCGGCGGACGCAGGAUUCCUUGGGCAGAGUUAUCCGCAAGCCGCCGUUGACAGACCGGUUGCUGAAUAAGCCGCCUUUCCGCUACCUGCACGACGUGAUCACCGAGGUAAUUAGAGUGACAGGUUUUAUGAAAGGACUUUACACGGAUUUUGAAUUGAAAUCAGAUAAUGUUAAGGAUAAAGAUGCCAAAAUCAUCUUCCUUCAGAAGGCAAUCGAUGCUGUGGUAAUGGUAACAGGAGAGCCACUGUCAGUAAAACCAGCACGUAUUGUGGCUGGCCAUGAACCUGAAAAAACCAAUGAAUUUCUUCAAGCAAUUGGGAAGUGUUGCUUAAACAAGCUGUCCAGUGAUGCUGCUGUAAAACAGAUCUUAGCUGGGGAAAGAGCUGAUAAAGGGAAGCCUCCAUCCUCUAAAUCUCGAGAUAAAGAAAGCAAAGACUCCAAAACAGAAGAACAAAAAAGCCAUAGAGAUAAAGAGGGUAGAGGAGGCACUGAACUUAAAGAGAGGGGCUCAAGCAAAGACAGAAAACCCAAAGGAGAUUUGAAAGAGCGUGAAGAGAGAGAAAAGGAAAGUGAAAAACAGAAGGACAAUGAAGACACGAGACACAGACACAAAGGCUCUGAAAGAGACUCUUAUAAGGAAGGAGAAAAACAAGAAAGGGAAAGAAGAAAAAGCAGAACAUCCAAAGAAGGAAGAGAAACAGAAAAUAACAAGGGGAAAGGAGACAGAGAACGAGAAGAUGAUCUUGAACAUAAUAAAGGACAAGAUAGAGACAAAAAAAAUGAAGGAGGAAGAGAAAAGGACAGACUGAAAGGAAGAGACAAAGAUAAGACUAGGGACAGAGAACGAGAGAAGGAUAGAGCUGGAGGAAAAGACCGAGAAAGGGAUAGGCAGAGGGACAGAGAAAAAGAUGGGGAGCAUUUAAGAGAACAUGGAAAAGAUAAAACAGAGAAAAAGUCUGCAGAUUCUGAGGAAUCCAUGCUUAGAAAAAUGCAGAGGCCAACUAAAGACAGCAAGUGCCAGCCAGAUGAGAGUGAAAAUCCGUCGGGAAUAUCAAGGCAGCCUUCAACAAAAGGAUCAAGGCAACAUGCCAGACCCGGAGGAGAAGGAACUGUGGAAAUGAAGAACGUGGUAGAUAAAAUUUCAGAGGACAGUGCUGCUAAACCACAAGAGAAAGCUGAACCAAGGCUUGCCAUAAAACAGAAAGAAGGAGAAGUUGAGAACACGGCUGCUGAAAAGCCUGCAGUAUCUGAAAAUGGUGACAUACCCAAUGAUCUUCCACCUCAGCCCAUCCAAAGACGUACUCCCCGUCCUAGCAGUGCAAGACCAGCACCACCCCGGGUAAAACGUCAGGAAAGCACAGAGGUCUUACUUCCAGAAAGGAGCAGUAGUGGUAAAACAGUCUCAAAUGUGAUUGUAGACCAGCAGAUUUCUGAUGACGAUGAUGACCAGUUUGUGGUGGAGGCAGCAUUGCCACUGUCAGAAAUACCAAAUAUGGACAUGGAGCCAGAAGUGGAGCUGACUGAAGACCAGAAGCAUGGUGGGCUUGUAAAAAGAAUCCUAGAAACAAAGAAAGAUUAUGAGGCAUCACAGAAACCAUCAAAGACGACAGACAGGGAGAAGCCCUUUGUAUCAGAAGCAGCCAAGAAGAAAGAGAGAGACUUAGUAGCCAAAGAAAUUGAGAAGUUUCAGGUCUCUAUCCAGACUCUGUGCCAGAGUGCCCUUACUCUCGGCAGGAUCAUGGACUACAUUCAAGAAGACAUGGAUGCCAUGAAGAACGAGUUGCAAAUGUGGCGGCAUGAGAACAGGCAGCAUGCUGAAGCACUCCAGAAAGAGCAAAGCAUCACGGACAGUGCUGUAGAACCCUUGAAAGCUGAUCUGGCUGAACUGGAACAGUUGAUUAAAGACCAGCAAGACAAGAUCUGUGCUGUCAAAGCUAAUAUUUUAAAGAACGAAGAAAAAGUCCGGAGGAUGGUUCUUAGCAUAAACUUGUCUUCAAGAAGGUGAAGAAAAGGAUAAAAAAGGCCUUGGGACUGAGUGACAUUCCUACCAAAUAAAAACAAAAUAGCAGAGAAAGCUAGGAUAUGCCUUGUUUUAGAUACAAAAUGUUUAGGGACCUGAAGUCAAAACUGUAUAGAACUUCCAUUGUUGCGUUGUUGUUCAGAUGUCAAUAUUACCCAGGACAAAAUUAUAUUCCUAUGAAUGCUCAGGUUGCAGAGCUAUUAAAAUAACUUGUUUGGUUA
Messenger RNA from Dryobates pubescens (Downy woodpecker), 2290 nucleotides. It is a transcript of the gene IFT54, whose product is annotated as TRAF3 interacting protein 1. Gene Ontology annotation, biological process: intraciliary transport; regulation of microtubule cytoskeleton organization; cilium assembly. Lineage: Eukaryota; Metazoa; Chordata; Aves; Piciformes; Picidae. Gene Ontology annotation, cellular component: ciliary basal body; centrosome; intraciliary transport particle B. Bases 33 to 2054 code for a protein of 673 amino acids. The transcript is spliced from 15 exons. The record is from RefSeq and is a predicted model, not a curated record. Gene Ontology annotation, molecular function: microtubule binding.